AUGAGUGGGGCGGCUGGCCCAGGGGUCUUGCCGGGGCUGCGCAGGGGCGAGCUAGCGGCGGAGACGCCGGGCCGCUGCGUGGGGCCCAGCAGGUCCGGGCGCGGAGGCCGGCGGCCGUGGGAGAAGAGACGGGGUGCAGGGACGUCCCGAGGCCGUGGAGGGAGGCGCCGGGCGAGGUCCUCGGUGCGGGAGGCGCGCUGUGUGAGUGCGGAAAGGCUGCAGGACUGUCGGCGGCCAUGGGGGAGGAGACCUGCAGCGGGGACAGCCCGGGCCGCCGGGGCGAACGAGGCUGCGGGGACACCUGGCACGGCAGGCUCGAUGGAGGCUGCAAGGGACCUUGGGACUGUGUGGGUGAACGGGGCAGUGGGGGAACCCCAGGUGGUGGGACCUGUCGGCUCUGUGUGGGUGACUGGCACUGGGGAGGAGGAGGAGACGGCUUAUAGGAGCCCCCGAGGCUGUGAGAGAAAAGGUCGUCCGGGAUCUACGGGGCAUGAGAGCAUUCUGGAACUGUGGUUGAAGGUGCAGGCUAUGAGGGCAGCUUCAGGAUGUGGGGAAGGAAGCAGAGUCGAGCUCCAUCCCGUGUCCGCAGGAGAAGGGCCGGUUGAAAGGGGGGUUCCUGGCCGGGCUUCGUGGGUAGAGACCAGCCGUGGUGGUCUCACCGGACCAUGGGUGAAAGGACAGGCCAGGACAGCCCCCCGGGCCGCAGGAGUAGCCAUAGCUCCGGACCUAGGGGCAGGCUGUGAGAGGGCCUCAGGUUUGUGUGGGCAGGGCCAGGCUGUGAGGAUGCCACCUGUGGCUGUGCCUGGGACUCUGGAGGCAAGUUCUGGGAUUGCCCCACACCCGCGGGGGAGAAGACAAGCCGUGGCGGUGCCUGGGCCCGUGGAGGGGAUAGGCUAUGGGGUUGCCCCGGGCUCUUGGGGAAAAGGGCCGACUGGGGGGGUUCCUGGGGCCACUUUUGGGUGGCCUGAGGCUGUGGAGGGAGAGCCAGGCGGCGGGGCUGCUCCAGGUCUGCGGGGGAGGGAGGAGGCAGCGCAGGCGCCUGUGUAUGGGGAUACCCCAGGCUUAGGGGGAAGGGGGCGGACCGCAGGGGUGCCCAGAGCUGCGCGGGAGCAAACUCCCUCUGUGGGUGCCCCAGCCGCGUGGCGGAGGAGACAAGCCGUGGAGGAGACAGACGCCGGGCGUCUCCCUGGCCUGUGGGGCACCGGACAGCCCAUAGGGGUGCCUAGUGCGACUGGAGCGGGAACGAGAUGUCGGGGUGAGCCAGGAUUCGGGGAGAGGGGGCAGGUUGUGUGGGUGGAGACAGGCUCUGGGGGCGACUCCGGGUCCCGGGAAGCUGCACAGCCUGCAGAGGUGUCUGGUCCUGAUGAGCAGGAGGCAGGUCCUGGGGGCGCUCCAGGCCUGUGGGACAUAGGACAGGCUAUGGGAGUACCUAGGGCUCUGGGGCCAGAGACAGGCUGUGGGAGUGUCCGGGGUCUGUGGGGAACGGAACAGCCUGUGAGGGUAUCCCAGGCUCCGGUGGUAGUGGGAGCCGUGGGAGAAUGGACCAGCGGCGGCGGUGGUGUCCCAGGACUGUGGGCUAGGCAGCAGGCUCUGGGGGUGCCCCCGGCUGAUGCAGUGCUGGGGGCUGUCGUGGAGGAGACCUGCGGUGGGAAUGUCUUGAGUCUGUGGGAAAGGAGGCGGGCUCUGGGCGGGCAAGAGGCUCCGGUGCCCGCAGCUUUAGGCGGACCCGGGUCUGUGGAUCAGGAGGCUGGCUGUGGGGAUGCCUCAUGUCUCUGCAUGAGAAGACAGGCCGCGGGGCUGUCUGAGGCGGUGGGGUCGCCAGAGGCAGCAGGUGUGUCCAAGCACAGGAGUGCCCCAGCAGGGCCGCCCACAGCUAUGUGUACGUCUGGGUCUGGAAGCGUACCUGCCAGGGUACCUGCCGCUGUGUGGGUGUCUGGCUCUGUGUGUCAGGAAGGCGGCUCCAGGGAUGACUUGAACCUGUGGGGAGAGGUUUGUACUGCCAGGAUACCCUUGGCUUCAGGGGUACCUAUGGCUCCCCAGGAGCUGUGGUCUUUGGGAGAGGAUACUGGUUGUGAGGCUUCCCCAGUAUCAUGGGGAAGGAGACAGAGUGCUGGGGUUCCUGUGGCUGCUGAGGUGCCCAUGGCUUCUCGGGUACCUGGUCCCCUGGGGGUGGAGACUGGCCCUGGGGGUUUCUCACGCUUGCCAGGGAGGAGACAGACUGCAGGAGUACCUCUGACCGCAGGGGUGUCCACAGCUGCUGGGGCCCCUGGGCUGCUGGUGGGUGAUGCCAGCUGUGGGGGUGGCUCAGGGGUAUGGGGAAGGAGACAGGCGACUGAGGUGCCCACUGCUGCCAGGGCUUCAGGACCUGGGGACGGGGAGACUGACUCUGAAGGCGUUGCAGGCCUAUGGAGAAGGAGCGCUGAUGGAGCCGUCCCUGGGGCUGUGAGGGUACCUCUGUCUUUGGGGGUGCUUGCAGCUGUAGGAGUUCCCACAGCAGGGCGCCGGCCUGCUGCAGUGUGGGUGACUGGGUCUGCAGGAGAAGAACCCAGUGCGGCUGUCUCCGGCCUCACGGCGGGGAGGAGGCUGUCCACAGAGGGCCCCGGGGCUCCAGGGUGGGAUACAGGAGGUAGAAGUGUCCUGGGGCUGCCGGGGGGGGUGUCUUACACCUGUGGGCGUGGGACCAGGUUAUGGAGCUGCCCAAGGUCUGCGGGGGAAGAACUGGACUCUGAGAACGUGCCAGGGGUGUCCAGGACAGGCACGGCUUGGGGGGUGAAUGAAGCCGAGGAAGUGCUCCCGGUUUCAAGGGAGGAGACAGGCAUUGGCCACUUGAGAGAUCGUGCACAGCAGGGUGGGAGGAGACAGGCUGCAGGAGGGUCUAGAAUCAGAGGGAGGGGGAACAAUUUGGGAGAAGAUUGUGAUGGGGAGGACAGAUUGAGGGGUGCAUUCCAAUAG
Mesoplodon densirostris (Blainville's beaked whale) is the source of this 2952-nucleotide messenger RNA. Its product is annotated as collagen alpha-1(I) chain. Bases 1 to 2952 code for a protein of 983 amino acids. Lineage: Eukaryota; Metazoa; Chordata; Mammalia; Artiodactyla; Ziphiidae. The record is from RefSeq and is a predicted model, not a curated record. The transcript has a single exon.